This is a messenger RNA of Danaus chrysippus (African queen), 693 nucleotides long. NCBI's taxonomy places the organism in Eukaryota, Metazoa, Arthropoda, Insecta, Lepidoptera, Nymphalidae. The record is from the annotation of a GenBank genome assembly.
AUGCCGUUGUCUAAAAGGAGGAGGUUGUUUACACCUAAAAAACAUAAAUCAAAAUCGAAUAUUAAAGAGAGAGAUUCAAUAGAAAAUGAGGUUACAACAGCCCGAGGGCGCCUGAAGGGUGCUCUGAUGGAAAUGCUGGAACCAAUGGCAGAAGAUUCUGAUGCUUCAUCUGAAUACACACCCAUUAAGAGAGAAAGAAAAAUAAGUCAAGAGAAAUCAGAAUCAUCUUCAGAUGAAGAGGAACAGGUUGCUUCAAGGAAGUCACCUCAAAGACAGUCGUAUGUGCUUAAGUUGUUUGACAGAAGCGUAGACCUCUCACAGUUCAGCGAGGACUCUCCGCUUUAUCCUAUCUGCAGGGCAUGGAUUGCUAAUCAACCGAAAGCCAAUUAUAAAGAAUUUGGGAAAAAAAAUAUUGAGCCGACAACACCUUCAGAUGAUAGUUUAGAAUUACCAGGUCCAGAAGGGCCUCCUAUAUCCAAAAUACCAGAUUUAAUACCGGAGCAGAAAGCCUGCAGUAAGGAUAACAUUAAUUUGAACUAUAGGGAAGCCCCACCACCUAGUAAAGAACAGCUAAUCAGAUGGCACACGGCUCGCUGGGCGAAUAUACGCUCUGCCUGGCUCCAACGAGCACAUGAAGCAGAAUCUAGAUAUAGUGCAACCCAGGCUAUACUCAAUAAGAUUAACAUUAAGUGA